AUGGAAAUUUAUAUUGUUAAUCAUUAAAUCUUUAUUAUUAUUAUCAUUAGAAAACUUUACACUAAUGGGUUGUCAUAUUCACAAACAACAAAAGCCAAUAAUUUUAUUACCAGAUUUGAAAGACAAAGAAUAUAUAUACCAAAUUAAAACUCAAGGGGCCAGAAAAAUGUAAAUCUACUAAUGGGGGGAAAUUAAUUUAUAGUCAAUAGGUAUGUUCCUGAAAAUAUAAGUUAGUUAAUAGUACUAUUAUGAGAAGAAGAAGUACUACUUAACAAAAUAUUUUCAUUAGCUGAAGAGGUUCCAGAUCUUAGUAAUGAAUAUAUAGUUAUGUUAUUUUAUUGAGAAUUUAAUGAAUUCCUUUAUGAAUUUCAAUAUUUCAAUGUUAGAAAAAAGUUUGGAUAAAAAUAUUCUUCGUUAAUUAUUCAGAAUCACUGAAUAAUAAAUUAUUCAAAGGUUUUACAAUAUAAUUAGAAUUUAUAAAGAGUCUUUAAUAUUGUUUUCAUAUAUUUAAAGAUUAUUUUUCUUUUCAUUAUAAUCAAAGUAAAUUUCUCGUGAUGGUUAUUUGUAUUACUUUUAAAUAUAAAAUAGAUGA
Messenger RNA from Paramecium sonneborni, 592 nucleotides. The record is from the annotation of a GenBank genome assembly. Lineage: Eukaryota; Ciliophora; Oligohymenophorea; Peniculida; Parameciidae.